GGCAUUUGAGAUAAACAAUAUUUGUUCAUUGCUAAAAUGAUUGGCUGUUAUUGCUGUAUGGAUUUUCUUAAAUUCCAGGAAAUUAUACAUUUGCUAAACUUAUUACUUGAUGAAACAACCUUAUUACUUGCAUCUUAUCCAAAAUUUGUUUGGUUAUUCACCCUCAGGGGAACCUUUAUAGCUUAGUUGCAACUUUCAACAGAGAUCUUCCAGCAUGUGAGGUUUAACAAAAGAAGGAAAUAAAUAGCUUCAACAAUAUUGUUGCCAUGAUAUUAUGGAUUUAUGGCAGACAUGCAUUAGGUUGAUUAGACAUGCUUCUUAGUUGACAUUCCAUUCAACAAAAAGUUAGUGAGAUAACCAACAAUAAUUCUGCCCUUUCUAGAAAUCCUGGAAGGGGUUAUACCAAACAGAGCAGGUCCUUCUCACUGAACUGCUCUUUGCAGAGCAUAACGUAUAAAGAUUGUGAUCUAAGUCGCUCAUGUCUGCUAGAGUGGUUAGCACCUCAUAUCUUUGCACGUGCUAGGACCAGGGAUUAAUCUGAGAUACUUGCAGAUCAGGGGAAUCAAAGAGGGCAGAAGCAGGAGGAGCUCUACUAGGCUGCGGAAAAAAGCUGGAGAGGGGGAGAUACAAAGGCAAAUCAAAGCUCAGGAAAGGAGAAAUGUAUCUGCACUGCACUGCAUUGCAUUACAUGGAGUAAAAGCAAAACCAACCAAAUCUCACAUACAACACCCAGCAAGCAGAACAAGUAAGUCCAACUGUACUCUGCUCAUCCUACGUGUGCCCCAUGUGGGCAGCAACAACAGCUCUUCCCCGUAUGUCUUUCUUACCCAACACUCCUCUCCUCCUCGUACCCUGGCCGUGCACUACACCCACCCUACAAAAGGGCUCUCGUUUUCUCCUAAACCCAGAGUAAAGACGAUGCCUGAUGAUCCAUCCAGAAGCAGCAGUGUAGUUUGAUCAGAUUGUACACCCAUAUAUGCCGGAGGAGCAGCAAAACACAAUGGAGGGGAAGGCGAGGAGACAUGCCAGCCCAGCAGGGAUGCGUACCAGGCCCGUCAGGGUGGAGCCGGAGCCUCCACCGACCAUGAAGCAUGAGGUAGGGACGACAAGGGUGGCAGUGGUGUACUACCUGUGCUGCAACCACCAGCUGGAGCAUCCACACUUCAUGGAGGUGCCCCUCGCCUCCCCGCAAGGUCUCUACCUGCGAGAUGUGAUUAGCCGACUGGACACCCUGAGAGGGAAGGGCAUGGCAGCCAAGUAUUCCUGGUCCUGCAAAAGGAGAUACAAGAAUGGGUUUGUCUGGCACGAUCUGUCUGAGGGUGAUCUGCUUGUGCCCGCACAAGGCACCGAGUAUGUCCUCAAGGGCUCCGAGCUCCAACUCGACCAGUCAAAGUCACCGCUGCCACUAGUACCAGGCCAUCAGCAGAAUAGUAGUAUAAGCGAUGGAAAGGUUCGGCUCCACAAGGCAACUCGACAACAACAGUCACCUCUUUCCCGUCGAUUGAAUCAAGGGUGGCCUUCUAUGUCUCCAUGCCCUGAUCCUGCUGUUUCAAUCAUCAAAGAGGCACUACCACCUUCCGCUGUUAUUGUUUCAGCCAUAGAAAAGGCAGCCGUCCAGCCAACAUUGCUGUCAUCACCAUCUGCUUCCACCAUAGGUUACGACGAGCGAUGCAGGGUGCCACCUUCAGGUUCCUCAAGCAACUCGUCCCCCAAGACAAGCACACUUUCCUCCGGUGCAAGCUCACCCGGCAUCAACAAUCCUGCGGUAGCGCACGACAUGGCCACACAAACAGACGACAAAGCCAGAGGGAACAAUACAACGCUCAAACAGAGACAAGAUGUAGCAGGCGUGACCCUGGAAAGGCCAGAAAUUGCUGUCGAGUCCCAUCCCAGGCAUCCACCUGCAGGAGAGCGCCCUUCCAGUAGGAGGAGUAGCACAUUGCAGUCGCUGAUAAGGGCAGAAGCGGCUGGCAGGAGGAGAGGCCUACUGGAGGAGGAUGAAAGGACGGCUACAACGGGCUCUGUCAGCGGCAGGCUGAAGCCAGCCAACUUGCUCAUGCGCCUCAUGGCCUGCGGACCGAACAACCCUGGCUUCGGCCUUGUUCAGAAAUCAUACAAGCCACAGUUCACGUGGCUCGAGUACCCGUCGGCAUCUCCAGAGCUGUCCCCUCUUGGUGUGCUGAAGCCUGGGACUAGUAGCACGUCCACUGCCAGAGCUUCAGAAACAGAGAACUGCACUGGUAGCCUAGUUGGCGGUGUUGCAGGCAGGCUUGAAUGCUCUUCUUCGUCUCGCGGUCACCAGGAUGGAGUUUGCGAGGAAGCGCGCUUGUCGAAAGGGGACUUGGGUAGCCUGUGCAGGAGCACGAGCAAAAGGAUGGGCGAUCCGUCAUCAUCGGGCAGUGUGGUUCCAUGAUGAAAUGGAGAAGAUGGCCGAGAUGGAAGAAAGGUGGUAUAGCGGCUUUCUUCAGGAGCUCGGGUCAUCAUCCACUAGUUAACUGCUCGAACAAAAUCAGUUGUUUCGGUGUCAAUGCAACGAAAUAGGGUGUUGUGUGAAGGAGAUAAUAAGUGACCAGAAAGUAUAUUGAUGUACGUACUAGUAUUUCUUCUCAGAACAAUAAUAAUGACAAUGUUUGUAGUACCAACUACUAACUUUGCUUUGGGAGGAAGUAACUAUCGUGCCUUACUGCAAGCUCUCGUAGUUAUUGCUAAUAAACUGGAGUGGGAGAAGGGUACAUAGUGCAAAUGUAAGAUGAGAUUCAGAUCUGGCACCCAGCUAUCUGCUAAUGAAGUGGAGUACGAGGUGCUCACUGCUCUGGAAACCUUCGUACGCACGUACGCUUACGGA
Lolium rigidum is the source of this 2845-nucleotide messenger RNA. RefSeq names its product protein SOSEKI 3-like. The coding region runs from base 977 to 2413 and encodes 478 amino acids. NCBI's taxonomy places the organism in Eukaryota, Viridiplantae, Streptophyta, Magnoliopsida, Poales, Poaceae. The record is from RefSeq and is a predicted model, not a curated record. The transcript is spliced from 8 exons.